Molecule: messenger RNA, 1535 nt
Organism: Boleophthalmus pectinirostris (great blue-spotted mudskipper)
Lineage: Eukaryota; Metazoa; Chordata; Actinopteri; Gobiiformes; Gobiidae
Product: mitogen-activated protein kinase kinase kinase 5-like
Exons: 12
Coding region: 104-1474 (456 amino acids)
Biological process (GO): cellular response to stress
Molecular function (GO): MAP kinase kinase kinase activity
Source: RefSeq, a predicted model, not a curated record
GGACAGUGACCUGCACGCGGUUAAGGAGCAGUGCAGCAGUUACACCUUCAUCCCGUAUGUAGUAUCACCUCAGGGAAAAGUGUUUGUCUGUGAUGCCACCAUCAUGACGGGAAUCCAAGAGCUCAUGCAGCCCACUUUCCAACUGGAGCCUCUCCUCACUCCUCUGGUAGAGAGACUGGUCCACCUGCUCAACACUGUGCAAGUCCAGUCCAGUGAGUACUUCCGGGAGUCCAUCCGACAUGACAUCCGGAUGGCCAGGGAGCGAUUACGAGGACAGGCCCUGAGCGAGGAGCUGAAGAGGAUCGAGGCUCGUCUGGACAGUGUGGACCUGCUUACACCUGAUAUCGUCAUGAACCUGCUGCUGUCCUACAGAGACAUCCAGGACUACAGUUCCAUGAUCAAUCUGGUGGAGACCUUGAACAACCUGCCCAUGUGCCUCGUAGCAAGACACCAGAACCCAUUAAACAGCUCUACCUUGCAUUUAUUCAAUUACAGGAUGCCUGAUGAGUCUCCUGGAGACCUGACCAGUCCCUGCCCCACAGGGGAGAGCGUGGGUCUGUUCAUGCUGAGGAAGGACAGUGAGAGGAGGGCCACCCUGUACAGGGUCCUGACCGACUACAUCAGCCUGGUGGUCAGCAACGUCCAGGAGUCCAGCCCAGAGGAUGGGGAUGGGUCCUGCCUCUCUGACGAAGACAUUACAGAACUCAUUAUCUGCUUGCGAAACAACAUCCGCUCCCCAGACAAGAAACAGCUGACCAUGAGUCUCCUGAACCUGCGGAAAAGGCUGCUCUCUGAAAAAGUACCCCUGAACAGCCUGCAGGUGGUGCUCUUCAGCUUCCAGGAUGCAGUGAAGAAAGUCUUGAGACAGCAGCAGGUGAAGCCCCAUUGGAUGUUUGCUUUGGAUAAUCUGCUGAGGCAAGCUGUACAGGAUGCCAUAACAGUUCUUCUUCCAGAGCUCAAGCUUCAGUUGCAGUCUUCCUUUGAGGUCGAAGACUGCAGUCCCGAGGAGCAGCCAGCAGAUUUGGAUACGCCUGUAAAUGUCCCAGAACCACAGGGACGUUUACAGUUUGACAACCAGCCCACAGCAACAUUUAAUCAGAUCCCAAGCCCUCCUUCAGACCCAAACUGUCCCCUCAGCGAAUCCUUGAGAGAGCUGCGAUUAGAGACAAGCAGACUGCUGAGGCAGCUGAGUGAGAAGGAGAGGGAGUACCAGGACUUACUGAGAAAGUCCCUCCAGAGGAAACAGCAGCAGAUAGAUGCACUCAAGAACUCAAGAAACACCAGCACUGAUGAAAUUUCCUGUCCUCAAAACAGCUCUACUCCUGAGGCUAGGGCUAUGGCACGCUGGCUCAAGUCUGUCCCUGUAGAUAAAGACACCAUUGACAAGCUCCUGUCCCAUGAGUUCACCUUGGAUAUUCUGUUUGCUGUGGCCUGCAGGGAUGAUCUGAUGUACUGUGGGAUAAGCACGAAAUAACAAGAAGAGGAAAGCAGAUGAUGACGAGCCUGCUCAAGCCCCCAGACUGACAUCAAAACAG